Molecule: messenger RNA, 1329 nt
Organism: Phlebotomus papatasi
Lineage: Eukaryota; Metazoa; Arthropoda; Insecta; Diptera; Psychodidae
Product: beta-ureidopropionase
Exons: 3
Coding region: 107-1270 (387 amino acids)
Molecular function (GO): beta-ureidopropionase activity
Source: RefSeq, a predicted model, not a curated record
AUAGAAUUGAUAAAGCCCCAGCGACGAAGCAAGUCAGUUGACGUUUCUCUUGCGUGAAGAUUAGUCGAUUUCUUGUGCUGCUUUAAUUUUUUUUGAAGGUGCUAUUAUGUCUGGUAAAAGUGGAAUUAAUAGUUUGGAAGAAUGUCUUGAGAAGUACAUCCCUCCUGAGGAAUUGCGUGAGGUCAGACGGAUCCUGUAUGGCCAGGAACAAGAAAAACCAUUAGAGUUAUCUGGCGCAACACUGAAAAUUGCACAGGAAAAUGACUUUGAGGUGAAAGGAUAUCGCUUUCAAGCAGAGCAGGAGCAUUUGCGUCCGGCAAAAAUUGUUCGAGUGGCUGCAAUUCAGAAUAGUAUCGCAGCCAAGACGACUGAUCCAGUGGAUGUCCAGAGGAAUGCCAUUUACGACAAGAUUGAGAAGAUGAUUAAGGCAGCUGCAGCUUCUGGAGUCAAUAUUCUCUGUCUUCAGGAAGCUUGGACAAUGCCCUUUGCCUUCUGCACACGCGAGAAGCAUCCAUGGACGGAAUUUGCGGAGAGUGCAGAGAAUGGAAGUAGCACAAAGUGGCUGAAGAAUCUCGCACGGCAAUUCAAUAUGGUGAUCAUAUCACCAAUUUUGGAACGAGAUGAGGAACAUGGAGACAUUUUGUGGAAUACAGCCGUUGUGAUCUCCAACAAGGGUCAAGUGAUUGGGAAACACCGAAAGAAUCAUAUUCCUCGAGUUGGAGACUUCAAUGAGUCCACUUACUAUAUGGAAGGCAAUACUGGACAUCCAGUCUUCGAGACGGCUUUUGGAAGGAUUGCCAUUAACAUCUGCUAUGGACGACAUCAUCCACAGAAUUGGCUCAUGUUUGGCAUCAAUGGAGCAGAAAUUGUCUUCAAUCCAUCAGCCACUGUGGGAAGUCUGAGUGAGCCACUUUGGGGCAUUGAGGCAAGAAAUGCAGCUAUUGCCAAUUCUUACUUCACAGUGGCCAUUAAUCGUGUAGGAACUGAAGAAUUUCCCAAUGCCUUCACUUCAGGCGACAGAAAACCUCCUCACAAGGACUUUGGUCCCUUCUACGGUUCCUCAUACAUUACAGCUCCGGACGGAGCUAGAACCCCGGGACUUUCGCGUCACAGAGAUGGUCUCCUUAUCACGGAAAUGGACUUAAAUCUGUGCAGACAGGUGAAAGAUUGGUGGGGAUUCAGACUCACCCAGCGUCUGCCACUCUAUGCAGAAUCCUUGGCUGCAGCCUCAAAACUGGACUACAAACCACAAAUUCUUAAAGAAGACUAAAGUUUUGUCAUUCUUUGUUUUUUUUUACGGUUUUUAAAUAUAUCUUCUUACAGCAGCAA